Oncorhynchus gorbuscha (pink salmon) is the source of this 2515-nucleotide messenger RNA. Its product is annotated as dixin-like. NCBI's taxonomy places the organism in Eukaryota, Metazoa, Chordata, Actinopteri, Salmoniformes, Salmonidae. The coding region runs from base 200 to 2053 and encodes 617 amino acids. The record is from RefSeq and is a predicted model, not a curated record. Gene Ontology annotation, biological process: canonical Wnt signaling pathway. Gene Ontology annotation, cellular component: cytosol. Gene Ontology annotation, molecular function: protein binding. The transcript has 20 exons.
GAGAGAAUGCUGGAAGCGAGAGGCUAAUGUUGUUCUCACGUUUUCCCACGGGAGAUGUAAAUGUAUGAUGUCUCAGAUAGCUAACCGUUAACUUUACCCAGUGCAGCUUCCUCAUCUGGUACACUUGCUUUGUAUGUUCUCUAGCGGUAGUUUAACAUAACGUCUCCCGGUUCGGGUGUGUCCGGUUGCAGAAGGAAGGAUGAAGGCGUCUCUCUCUAAAGGCAUCCGGCUGGACGCUGUUCUCCGGGAGGGCUUCAACGAGCAGCAGCUAUCAACCUAUGUGCUGUGGGUGAACAGCCAGUUGAAGAGGCGACCAGGCCUGAAGCCCAUCACAGACCUCAGAGUAGACCUGCAGGAUGGAGUGGUGUUAUCACACCUGGUGGAGAUAGUGGCGGGGGAGGCAUUGGAGGGGGUACAUCAGGCUCCCAGGGACCGAGAGGAGAGCAGGGAGAACGUGGAGCGAGUCCUCAACUUCAUCACCUCCAGACGUAUACGCAUGCCUCACACCUCUGCUCGGGAUAUAGUAGAAGGUGAUCUGAAGUCAGUGAUGAGGUUGAUUCUGGCUCUAGCCGCCCACUUCAAACCAUCAGCCAAUCAGAGAGCAGCGUCCAGGGGUGGACGGAGCAUGGCGGGAGCCGCAGCCAACCACAGGACACUCUCCACAGUUGCCAUGGCGCAGAGCGCAGCGACAGCAUUGGCAGCCGCACGACACGACGCAGAGGGAACAGCUAGUGGUUGGGGUAUGCUUGUAGAUGAGGAUGGAGGUGUGUGUGUUCGUGCUCUGGUCCAACAGUACGAGAGAGGACCGCCAGACGAUCCUGACACAACACCAAGCAGUUCCCCCAGAGCCCCGCCCACCAGCCAAUCAGACAACAGAGAGCCGGAGGAGAGCCAACCAGAGAGAAGCACUAAGGCAGGUUGGGAGAGUCCUCUGACUGAGAGCCUGGAGAGAGAGAUGCAGGAGACACGGAGAAUGGUGUCAGCUCUACAGGCCCUGUUACUUCAUGGGUGUCUGCCAGAUGAUGAGCAGGAGACGUUGAAUCUGACUCUGGGAGAAGAAAACACUGAACAACAACUGGUGGUAAUUCGUAGUCAUCUAGAUCAGAGUAUGGAGGAGACUCAGGAGCUGAAGAGAGAGCUGUUGCGUUGUAAACAGGAGGUACGGAACCUGCGUGGCGUCAAGGAGGCACAGCAGCAAAGAUUGUUUGCCCAGGAGGAGUGUAUGUUGCAGCUAAAACAGGAUCAGCUCAGAGCCAGCAUGACCCAGGACCAACUCACCAGCCUCAACGCGGAGCUACAGAGAAAGUUGGAUGAGAGGAGCAGGUUGCUGAGUGAGUGCAAGAAGGAACUUGGACAGAAGGACCGACUGCUGCAGCAGCACAAACACAAACUGGAGGAGAGCCAGCUGCAGAAGGCUGGCUUGCAGAGAGAGCUGGAGUGUAAAGACAACAUGUUGCAGGAGAUGAUGAGUUGUCAUGGUGACCAGGCCCCGCCCCACCUCACGGCCACACCCCUUCCCUCUGGGGCUGAGGAGCUGCAGCUGGUGCGAUCAGCGUUGAGAAGUCUGAGAGGAGUGUUCCGAGAGCAGGAUCCUCAACACCACACUCUGGAUACACUGGAGCAGGGCAUCACAUCACUGACCGACAGACUGACACACACACACCAGGGGAAGGGGAAGUCUUCAGGAUGCAACAGAGCCACACACAACCAGCACGACUCCUGGCCUCCAAGCAAGAUGGCCCACUCCUACAGUAGUCCAUUGCUGAGCUCGUGUGGUUCCACUAAGGUCCUCUACUUUACAGACCACUCACACACACCCUGCAUGAUCCACAUCAACAAGAGGUUGGGGAAAGUCACUCUGAGAGAUGUGAAGACUGCAGUAGACAGAGAUGACAACUAUAGAUUCCACUUCAAAGCCCUCGACCCCGAGUUUGGUACCGUCAAAGAAGAGGUAUUUGAAGACGAGGCGUUGGUUCCAGGCUGGGAGGGGAAGAUAGUGGCCUGGGUGGAGGAGGACAACGGAGAGGAGAGGAUUAAAGGACCUAGCUGCUGAGGAACUAGAGGACCUAACUGCUGAGGAACUGAAGGUCCUAGCUGCUGAGGAACUGAAGGGACCUAGCUGCUGAGGAACUGCAGGACCUAGCUGCUGAGGAACUAGAGGACCUAGCUGCUGAGGAACUGAAGGGAACUAGCUGCUGAGGAACUAGAGGACCUAGCUGCUGAGGAACUGAAGGGAACUAGCUGCUGAGGAACUGAAGGGAACUAGCUGCUGAGGAACUGAAGGACCUAGCUGCUGAGGAACUGAAGGACCUAGCUGCUGAGGAACUAAAGGACCUAGCUGCUGAGGAACUGAAGGUCAUAGCUACUGAGGAACUAAAGGUCCUAGCUGCUGAGGAACUAAAGGACCUACAGUUGAAGUUGGAAGUUUACAUACACUUAGGUUGGAGUCAUUAAAACUCGUUUUUCAACCACUCCACACAUUUAUUGUUAACAAACUAUGGUUUUGGCAAAUCUA